AACCAGCAGGUGGCGAUAUUGCGUUCUACGCCAGUGACACUGACGAGGCGCUUGUCUUGGCUUUAUGGAGUCACAUCACUGACGGAGCGAUGUAAAUAAUCUAUUUAAAAUUGCAUUUCAGUUAAUUCAGCUACUAUGGGGAAAAGAGACAACAGGAUUGCUUAUGUAAAUCCUAUAGCUGUUGCUAGAUCACGUGGGCCAGCUGCCUCAUCGGGCCCAUCAAUACAGGAUUAUCUGAACAGGCCCAGGCCCACAUGGGAAGAAGUUAAAGAACAGCUUGAAAAGAAAAAGAAAGGCUCCCGCACUCUGGCUGAAUUUGAAGAAAAAAUGAAUGAUACAUGGAAAAAAGAGCUUCAGGAAAAUAGAGAGAAGUUACUUGGGGGAAGUGAAGGCUCUUCAAAAAAUAAAGAGAAAAAACGGAAAGUAAAGAAGAAAUCCAACAGGCAUUCUUCAUCUUCCUCCUCUUCAUCAAGUUCUGAUUCUUCUAGCAGCUCCCCUGACUCUGAUGAUGAGGAAGAAAAGAAGCAUAUUAAAAAGAAGCAAAAAAGGAAGCACAGCUCUGCCAGGAAAUUAUCUGUGGGCUCUGAAUCUCAAUCUGAUGUUGACAGUAAGAGUCUUCUAGAGUCUUCAAAAAAGAAAAAAAAGAAACCCAGGGAGGACUCGAUGAAAGAUAAGGAUGAGAGUUAUGGCAGCAAAAGGAUGAGGAAAAGUGAGUCUUCGGCUGAUACGGACACUGAUAUCGAUGUACCAUUGAAGAAAAAGAGAAGUAGUGAAGAGAAAGACAGAACCACAGAUAAAUCAAAGAAGAAAAAGAAGCACAAGAAGCAUGGAAGGAAGAAGAAAAAGAAGGUCUCUGGUUCCAGACUUAGAGUAACAUGUGAAGUGGGGUGUGCCCGGAUCAAGCUGCAAUGAGAAGAUAGUAUUCUACAGAAAGACACUAUUUUAAAUCUUUACCAAAAAAAAACUACUAAAAUUACAAAAAGAGCAUGACUUGACCACCCCGAUGAUGUUUUCUGUUUUGUAAAAGUUAAUUUCAUACUGACAAACUGUUUUUUAAAUGUUCCACUAGUCUGGAAGUUUUUUUUUUAUUAUUAUUAAAUGGGCUAAGCUGCAGUAUAUAGUGGUGAUUUGCCUAAUAUACACUUGUUCCUUGUUAGAAAUACAUGAAAUAGAGCUGUGAAGAAAACCUGAAUAUAUUACUGGAUACUUUAAUUGUUCAAAUUACAGUGUACAAGCCCACUUCUAGCAAAACUAAUUAUAUAAAGAACGUACCUUCAGGUGCACAGAGGUAACACAUUUUCAUUUGGUUUUCUGGCUAUUCAUCUAUGUUCUAUCUAAAAACUGUAGUUGCAUACAGCAACAUACAUUUUACUAAAUAGACAUGAAUGCAAUUUUAAUAAAAAUAUCUAUUGUUAUAACCAGCGCUCCAGAUAAGCUUUUGGUUCGUUGAGUUAUUUACUGUCCAAUGUAGACACUGACUAAAAAGGUAUUUCGGGUGAGUAAAAUGCAGCAAUUACAGCUGUGAGUCUGUUGGGAUAGGUCUCUACCAACUUUGCACACCUAGAUUUGGCAAUAUUUGACCAUUCUUCUUGGGGAGCGUUGAUGGACAGCAAUCUUCAAGUCAUGCCACCAAUUUUCGAUUGGAUUUAGGUCAGGGCUCUGGGCAACUCAAGGAUAUUUACCUUUUUGUUCCUUAGCCACUCCAGUGUAGCUUUGGCUGUGUGCUUUGGGUCGUCAUGCUGAAAAGGUGAACUUCCGUCCCGCUUCCGUUUCAGCUUUCUUGCAGAGGGCAGCAGGUUUUCCUCAAGGACUCUGUACUGUGCUCCAUUCAUUUUCCUUUCUAUCCUGACAAGUGCCCCAGUCCCUGCCGAUGAGAAACAUCCCUAUAACAUGAUGCUGCCACCACCAUGCUUCACAGUAGGGAUGGUGUCCUUUGGGUGAUGCGUUGUGUUGGGUUUGUGCCAAACAUAACGCUUUGCAUUUAGGCCCUAAAGUUCCAUUUUAGUUUCGUCAGACCACAAAACUUUUUGCCACAUGGCUACAGAAUCUCCUGGGUGUUUUUUUGCAUACUUCAAACGGGAUUCAAGGUGGGCUUUCUUGAGUAAUGCUUCCUUCUUGCCACCCUACCAUACAGGUCAGAUUUGUGGAGUGCUUGGGGAUAUUGUUGUCACAUACACACAUUGACCAGUCUUGGCCAUAAAAGCCUGUAGCUCUUGCAAAGUUGCCGUUGGCGUCUUGGUAGCCUCUCUGAUCAGUCUCCUUCUUGCUCGGUCAUCCAGUUUGGAGGGACGGUCUGAUCUAGGCAGGGUCUUGGUGGUGCCAUACACCUUCCACUUCUUAAUAAUUGUCUUGACUGUGCUCCAAGGGAUAUUCAAUGCCUUUGAUAUUUUUUUUAUACCCAUCCCCUGAUCUGUGCCUUUCAACAACUUUGUCCCGGAGUUCUUUUGAAAGCGUCUUGGUGCUCAUGGUUGAGUCUUUGCUUUGAAAUGCACUACCCAGCAGAGGAACCUACAGGAACUGUGGAAUUUAUCCUGAAAUCAUGUGAAUCACUACAAUUUAACACAGGUGGAGGUCACUUAGCUUGGCGUGUGAUUUUAAAGGUGACUGGUUACAUCUAAGAUAAUUUAGGAUUGCUAUUACAAGGGGGGUGGACAUUUAUCCAACCAAGCUAUUUUAGUUUUUAUUUUGAAUUAAUUUUUAGAAUAUUUUUUUCACUUGGAAGUUGUGGGGUAGGAUGUGUAGAUAAAUUAAUGAGAUUAUGGGAUCAAUAAGCAACUAACAAUCAAACGAGCAAGAUGGGCCGAAUGGCCUCCUCUCGUUUGUAAACUUUCUUAUGUUUCUGAACUGGACAUUGCACAAUGAUAUGAAUUCUUAUUUCUUACCGUGUACAGUAUAUUUUGUUUGAAUGAAGUUAUGCAUUUAAAAAAAUAUAUAUUACAAAGUUAUUUUUUUUGUAUUAAUUGUAAUUUUAGUUUGAAAAUGUUUCCUUGAUAGAACAUAAGAACAUAAGAAAGUUUACAAACGAGAGGAGGCCAUUCGGCCUAUCUUGCUCAUUUGGUUGUUAGUAGCUUAUUGAUCCCAGAAUCUCAUCAAGCAGCUUUUUGAAGGAUCCCAGGGUGUCAGCUUCAACAACAUUCCUGGGGAGUUGGUUCCAGACCCUCACAAUUCUCUGUGUAAAAAAGUGCCUCCUAUUUUCUGUUCUGAAUGCCCCUUUAUCUAAUCUCCAUUUGUGACACCUGGUCAUUGUUUCUUUUUUCAGGUCGAAAAAGUCCCCUGGGUCGACACUGUCAAUACCUUUUAGGAUUUUGAAUGCUUGAAUCGGAUCACCCCGUAGUCAUCUUUGUUCAAGACUGAAUAGAUCCUUCUUCAAUUUCAGUAUCUCCCAUAUGAUAUUUAUAAUGCACAUUUUUAUUGCCUGCGUGCAGUACCUUACACUUUUCUCUAUUAAAUGUCAUUUGCCAUGUG
Acipenser ruthenus (sterlet) is the source of this 3465-nucleotide messenger RNA. RefSeq names its product protein FAM133-like. The record is from RefSeq and is a predicted model, not a curated record. The transcript is spliced from 11 exons. Lineage: Eukaryota; Metazoa; Chordata; Actinopteri; Acipenseriformes; Acipenseridae. Bases 136 to 912 code for a protein of 258 amino acids.